This is a messenger RNA of Musca vetustissima, 828 nucleotides long. RefSeq names its product DNA-binding protein D-ETS-3 (gene Ets65A). Lineage: Eukaryota; Metazoa; Arthropoda; Insecta; Diptera; Muscidae. The coding region runs from base 1 to 828 and encodes 275 amino acids. The record is from RefSeq and is a predicted model, not a curated record. The transcript has 5 exons.
AUGUACGAAAAUUCCUGCUCAUAUCAAACGGCCUUAGACCUGAAGCGAGUGUCGCCGCCGACACUGGCUCAAGUCAAGACCGAAGAUUGUAUAACACUGGGUCAGUGUUCACCCGAUUGGACAUCAUAUCGUUUUCAUCAGUCCACCUUCGAACAGCUGAAACAAAGUGUGGAAAAAGCCAAGGCGGCACUACAGGAUCGUAGUACAUUUUUUGGGGCUUCCAGUGCUUUUAGUGACAUUUAUUCCAGUCAACGCCUCAGCGAUACUCUGGACACAUUACCCUCUGUACAGAAUAGCAACACCGCGGCAAAUUGCAUAGGCCUACCGGUCCAUAAUUCGGGAUCGGCCAGCAUUAGCCAUAGUACACCGAGCUUAGUUUUAAAUGGAAAUUGCAUUUCCACUGUUUCGGCAGCAACAACGGGUCAACGUUAUCGUCUAGAUACCCUACAACCGGCCGGUUGUUCACCGCAUCAUCCGCAGCAUGGUGUCAUCACCUCGAGUACGACACCAUCAUCGUUGACCACAACAUCGCUAUUGGACACAUCACAUGUGGAGAGCAAAGCACGAGAUAAAUCCUCAUCGGUGGUGUGUUCAUCAUCCUCGGCAUCAUCGUCAAAUUCCCAUCACAACAAUAACAACAACAAUGCUCGUGUGGUAGAAAUGUCCUUUAGAGCUUUUAUUUAUGGCAUAUCACAGACACUCACCAAGAGCUUAUCGUUAUGUGAUAACAACAACAACGACGUCGAUGAUGAUGAUAACAAUAAUGACGAUGUUGAUAUAAAUCAUUUGGGAGAUAGAUCGAAAUUAGGCGAGGAAUCUGGGAACUAA